GCUUGGAGCUCCCGCCAGUCUACCAGACAAUCUCGUUGGUAGUUGAUGGUGCGUGAUAGUGUUGUUGGCCUCUUCUAGCUAGUGCCAAGUUAAAUAAAAUAGAGUUUGGAGCAGAAGUUUUUCAAGGCACUAAUCUAUAACAAAAACAUCUCCCUUGUGAAUCAUGGAUCGGAGUUCGAAACUACUUUUAGUGAAAAUUAUUAUCGAUUUCACUUGCGUAGCAAUAGUUGGGUUUACGGUACUCGGACUGUAUUUGUUUGGCCAACCCUACCAACGAGGAUUUUUUUGCAAUGAUGAAUCACUGAUGCAUCCUUUCCGCGAGUCAACGGUUACCAAUACCAUGCUCUAUAUCGUUGGAAUUCUCUUGCCUUUAUGUGUGAUGCUUUGUGGUGAAUAUCUACACGCAAAAAAUACCAGCGGACAGUCGUCGAUGGUAUUAUUUGGUCGUGUAAUACCACGCUGGGUGGUACUGGCCUAUCACAAGAUCGGAUCAUUUGCGUUCGGUGCUGCAGCAACGGUAUUGACCACUGACGUGGCCAAAUAUGCGAUUGGUAGACUACGCCCACACUUUAUAGAACUCUGUAAGCCAAGUAUCAAUUGCAGCCUGCCGAUAAAUCAUCAUAAAUUUAUAGAACACGAUCAAUUUACAUGCACUGCGUCUAAUGUCAGUAAGAGACUGUUGAAAGACGUCAGAUUGUCGUUUCCGUCAGGUCACUCAUCAUUCUCCACCUACGUCAUGAUUUAUCUAGUUUUAUAUUUACAAUUGAGAAUAACAUGGAAAGGUAGUGCGAUAUUCAAACACUUUCUUCAGCUUGUUCUUAUCUUGUUGGCAUGGGCAACGGCAAUGUCAAGGGUUUCCAACUACAAGCAUCACUGGAGUGACGUUCUCGUGGGAAUGCUUAUCGGUGUAAUCGUUUCCUUGAUUAUUGUAUUUGGGGUAGCGGAUUUAUUCAAAGAAAGACGACAAUGUGGAGUAGCAAAUGCUGGUCAUGGUGAUAAAACGCGUGCAAUGGAGUAUGAUGCUGAAACAGCGAUGCAGCUUGUCAAAUAAAUAAGAAUAUCGACGUGACUGCUGUGGCUUUCGCCUUGAUGCUGCAAUGUUCCUCCAGUUCGUUAAUCCAAGCUACAAUAAUUACCCGACAAUAAAGUCAACGAUGAUUAUAUGAGUCUGGGGUAAAUUUUGGUGACUGGCCUGGUGCUACUUUAUGAUGUCACGUCAACAAUUUUAUACAGCUGCUGCUUCUUACUCUUCAUCGUCCUCAAGACCACGCACGAAUUUUAUUUAUUUAUUAUUUUUUUUUUUGCUUCAAAGCUUUUUAUCUGCAGUUCUCAUUUCGUUUUGUCUAAAAAAAAUUUAUAUUAGUUUUAUUGUUUAUACGUUAUAUUUAAUUUAGUAAUGUUUUUUUUUAUUGUAUUUUAACAUUUGGCAAUUGGGUCUGAUAUUAUUUUUAUUUUAAAUUGUAUAUAAUUAUUUAAUAAUUAAUACUUUUUUAUACUAUACUCUAUAGUCUGUUGACAGUAGAAAUAUUUAAUAAUAUUUAACUAUAAUUGAUUAAUAUUAUUAAAUAGCGUAUACAUUUUAUAUAUUUGUCGAAAGUAAUUAAUUAAAAAAAAAAAUAAUUACGAAUGAGUAUUAUAGUUUUAAAAAUGGUAUUAGAUCAGUUUAGAAAUAUUUAUUUUUUAAUAUUUUAUUAUUGAUUGUACCGUUGUACUUUUUGUUGGAUUUUACUUACACGUGAAUGGAAAAAAAAAUAAUGGAUUGCGAUAACGCUGAUAAUUAAAGUCACGUGUUAAAAAAAAAACAAACGAGUUUGAAAUUAAUGCAAUAAUAUUUGUGCUUUAAUGCAGAGAUGCAGAAAAACAAAAAUGAUUGAAAUUAUUUAUACAAAUAUAUACACAAUAUUUAUAAUUAAUGAAGUAUGAAAAUAAAUUUGUAGAAAUUUUA
Messenger RNA from Microplitis demolitor, 1945 nucleotides. It is a transcript of the gene wun, whose product is annotated as putative phosphatidate phosphatase. Gene Ontology annotation, biological process: phospholipid metabolic process; signal transduction; phospholipid dephosphorylation. Lineage: Eukaryota; Metazoa; Arthropoda; Insecta; Hymenoptera; Braconidae. Gene Ontology annotation, molecular function: phosphatidate phosphatase activity. The transcript has 9 exons. The coding region runs from base 164 to 1051 and encodes 295 amino acids. The record is from RefSeq and is a predicted model, not a curated record.